Leguminivora glycinivorella is the source of this 1804-nucleotide messenger RNA. RefSeq names its product GDP-Man:Man(3)GlcNAc(2)-PP-Dol alpha-1,2-mannosyltransferase (gene Alg11). Gene Ontology annotation, cellular component: endoplasmic reticulum membrane. Gene Ontology annotation, molecular function: GDP-Man:Man(3)GlcNAc(2)-PP-Dol alpha-1,2-mannosyltransferase activity. The record is from RefSeq and is a predicted model, not a curated record. The transcript is spliced from 10 exons. Bases 119 to 1579 code for a protein of 486 amino acids. Gene Ontology annotation, biological process: protein N-linked glycosylation. Lineage: Eukaryota; Metazoa; Arthropoda; Insecta; Lepidoptera; Tortricidae.
CUGACAGCAAAGCAAACCAAAUUACACACGGCAUCUGUGGAUUGGCUGCCGUAUUUAUUUACAUACUUCUUAUUUCGUAAAUUAGAAGCUCACAUCUCUAUUACUUUAAUCAAUUAAAAUGCUCUUCGAAGCCUUUAUUUUAUUAGUAGUUCUCCCGCUGUUCUUCUUAACACUGGUACUGAUCGGAGCCUUCCUGAUAAUUCCGUGCGCGUUCAUCUUCGCGUCAUGGUACAUGCGAAUUUACGAGAGGAAGAAGCAGAGAAGACUGCGAGACGGGCCCAACCUGGCGUUCUUCCACCCGUACUGUAAUGCUGGCGGCGGCGGCGAACGAGUGCUGUGGGUGGCUAUCAAGGCCAUUCUGACUAGAUAUCCAGACACAAAUAUAUACAUUUACACAGUGGAGACGGCCGAGCCUCAGGCUAUUGUCAACAAAGUGCAAAAUACAUUUAACGUCAAAGUUGAUGCCAGCAAACUUAACUUAAUAAGGUUGGUGUCAAAGCGGGCAAUAGAGGCGAAGUCAUACCCUUACUUUACGCUGCUGAUGCAGAGUCUGGGCUCCAUGGUGAUGGGUAUGGAGGCAUUCAUGAAGUUCAAUCCAGAUAUCUUCGUAGACACAACCGGCUACGCGUUCACGUACCCAGUCUUCCGGUACCUAGCACAGUGUCCAGUGGGCACAUACACCCACUACCCGAUAAUCACCACUAGCAUGAUGCGCAGAGUACAGCAGCGCAUAGUCUCCUACAACAACAGGGGAAUUAUAGCGAGGAACCCUGUGUUCACUUGGUGCAAGCUCGUGUACUAUAAAGUAUUUGGUUGGCUGUAUGGAAUCGUAGGGCGCUGCGCAGACGUAGUAAUGGUGAACGGAACAUGGACGGAGGACCACAUCAACGAGCUGUGGAACUCGCCCUGCAAGACGCAUCGGGUCUAUCCGCCCUGUGAAGUAACAGAGCUAAAGCAGCUACGGUCUCUAGUCAAAGACACGGAUCCGAUUCAGAUUCUGUCUGUGUCUCAGUUCAGGCCGGAAAAGGAUCAUCCACUGAUGCUACAAGCCAUCUAUGAGUUGAGGAACCUGCUUGUCAAGAACGAAGUGCUUUGGAACAAGAUAAAGCUAGUAUUCGUUGGGGCCUGUCGUAACGCCGAAGAUGAAGAGCGCGUUCAAAACCUCAAGGAUCUCGCGAAACACUUGUCUCUCGAGAACAGUGUACAGUUUGUCGUGAACGCGCCCUACACGCGACUGCUUCAGCUGUACCAGACCAGCAGUAUAGGACUCCAUGCGAUGUGGAACGAGCACUUUGGCAUCAGCGUAGUAGAACUAAUGGCAGCGGGUCUCAUCACCAUCGCGCACCGCUCGGGCGGCCCUCUCGCGGACAUAGUGGAGACUACCGAGACCAGUCGCACCGGCUUCCUGUGCUCCGAGGCCGACGAGUACGCGCGCGCUAUACUCGAGGUCAUAGCUUUAGCGCCCGAGGAGCGGCAGCGGAUUAUAGAUGCAGCUAGGGCAUCUGUGGAUCGUUUCACCACUGUGGAGUUUGAGAAGACCUUCCUUCGAGUAGCAGAACCUCUGAUGAAGUUGGACUGAUACAAUUAUUAAUAUAAGCACUGAUACUUAAUAGUAAAGUUAAGGUACAGUCGAGUGACCAAACAUUUUUACAAACAAACAUUCCAAAUAUAUGUAUACAACAUUGUUGUUACUGCCUUAACGACAUGAUAAUAUUUUUACAAGCUUUUAUUCAACUUGCCUUGUUAGUAUGUUAGUUUGGGUCAAAGCGUAGAAGCUAAAUUUGAUCCAUUUCCCAGUUUCCGA